This is a messenger RNA of Orussus abietinus, 3347 nucleotides long. RefSeq lists its product as uncharacterized. The transcript is spliced from 2 exons. Bases 1852 to 3084 code for a protein of 410 amino acids. The record is from RefSeq and is a predicted model, not a curated record. Lineage: Eukaryota; Metazoa; Arthropoda; Insecta; Hymenoptera; Orussidae.
CAAUCUGAUUCGGUAUAGCUGUCGAUAUAAAAACGAACGUCGGCAACGUAGGCAUUUAGAAAAAUCUUCUUUAUCGACGUCAAUCAAGUUCCUCAACGUGUUUCAAUUCACCUUAUCACAAAAUGUGAGAUAUACAUACAAGCCGUAGUCUUUAGGAAAAUACAUUGUAUAAAUCGCAUUUUAAUUGUACAACUAAAUAAACAGGAUCUAGCGGUGUGCGUCCCUUAGGGAUUGGACUGUGUAUAAAGUAUUUCUACUGUGCGUACAAUUGAUUAUAAGUAUCACUGUCUUUCAUUAAAGAAAACGUAAUUCAAUUAUGAUAAAUUAAAACCGAUAAGGUUCAUUCUCCAGCUACCGACAAACGAUGUUUUUAGGAAAUCAUUACCCCUGUUAAAAAAGAAAUACCGAAACAAGGACUUCUCUUCUAACUUCUGCUUACUCCAGGAUAACUUCCUGGUGGUGCGGGACCUCAAGAAACUGGGCUUUGCCCCUGGGUCUGAUGUCUUCGUCGAGAAGUCCUUAAACUUCGUCCUGUAUACUCUGGCAAGAUUCCUUGCAGCUUCCGUAAUACAAUUUCAGCUGACCCGCUUUGCUCUCUUGCUUGAAACAUACAUUUGUGUCCGUAAUUAUGAGAGUGGUUUACCUCAAAAAUCUAAAAGAAAAUGAAUUUAUCCCAUAUUUUGUGUUGCAUACAUUGAAAUUACAAGAAUGUAAAGUGAAUUUUUAAUAAACAAAAAAAUGACAGAUCACUUUCGUAAUUACUGCAUAAUUUUAUUAUUAAAAAAACAUUUCUUUGUCAUGCAUUUGGCCAUUGAGAUGAAAUGAUUGAAGUGAGAACGAUGACGAUGAAGUAUUAUUGUUCAGUACGACAGGAACAUUUUAUUGUUAAAAGACAUUUCUAUGUUUUGCAUUUAACCACUGAAAUGAGAUGAUGGAGGUGUGAACGAUGACGCUGAAGUAUUAUUAUUCAGUACUACAAAAGCAAUAAGAGCUUACGAUGACAUCGUAAAAGUUUUGUCGGUCUUGAAGAUACAUUGUUAAAAAUGUUUCGAUAUUUUGAACACUUGCGAAUACAAAUGUAUACUGAAGUAUAGUUACAUAGAAUAAUCAUUAAGUAUUUAAAAUAUCCAGAGUAUAUCGAAAGAUUUAAAGAAUAUUUAUAGAUAAAAUGGUGUUAUCCGGGGCCGGCAAUGGCCCGCUUAAAUCCAGCUUGAAUUUUAAAUAACUCGGAAAAUAGUCACCCGAAUGAAGAGAAUUAUAUAUUUAUUAAAUAAGAAUUCUGAGACACACCAUCUCUGUAAAAUAACAUUUGCACAUUACGUAAAUUUUGUUAUAAAUAUGACACUACGACUAACUAAACCGAGAAAUAAAAGUCGAUCGGAUUUAAUUUCCAUCCAUCUGGAAAAAAGAGUACUUGAGAUGAAUUACGCCAUGAUGUAUCUAAUCAAUUAAUAUUCUCUGUGAAAUAUUAAAAAAGAGAUUACUUACAAUGAACAAAAAGUGCUACAAAUAUUCUUCAGAGCAAUACGGAAUUUAAAGCCCUAAACUGAUCAUCAGGGGCAAUAUGUAUUGGAAAAUUUCCUGAAAUCACGUUCAGGUAGACACACGAGUAAGAAAAAGAGCCAACAGCCUCCUUGCGAUAGCCAUCACCUGUCAAGACAGUGUUUUUACGAAUUAAAACAGUAAAUAUAAGCAACAUCCCAGGAUUAAGACGCACCCGUUGUUUCGACAGAUAUAUAAGAGUUCUGCAAAUCGAAGGCAGAGGUUAUUUCCAGUUUAAAUUUCUCGGUGUCGUUCCGUCGAACGAACCUCCCUUAUUCUAAUCGAGUAUUCGACGAUCCGUUAAAAAUCAUGACUUUGAAGCCCGAUUUAGAAGAACAAGGAGUGACUUCAAGAAAAAUAGAUCGCUUGGUGCGCCGCGCCCUUGAAAAGUCCAAUCGAAAAAUCGUGACCGUCAAGAUCCAACAAUUUUCUGCGGAAAAAGUUGGAUAUUUAGGCUUGCAUCUGCACGUUCGGGUGAUCACCCUGGACAAGGACUCGUCCCGCAAGGACACGCAGGAAUUUUUCGUCAAGACCAUUCCGUACCACAAUGUCGCCCAAGUCUACGUCAUAGAGGAGAGGAAUGCUUUUUCGAAAGAAGUGAUUUUUUUCGAUAAACUGGUGCCUCUCAUGAUGGAGGGGUAUGAUGGCGAGCCUUGGUGUGCCACUUGCUACGCAACAGAAGAGGAUACGUUGGUCCUUGACGACCUCAGGACCCGAGGCUUCACCAAUCGUUCUGGUCUCUUCGACGAGGAACUCGUCAAAUCUGCCCUAUCGUGCAUGGCAAGGUUUCAUGCGAGUUCUCUUCUGACGGAACAUCGUCUCCAAAAGAAGCUGAUGGAUAUGUACCCGAGGGCUUUCGAGGAGGGAUCUUUCCUAAGAACAGGAAAGAUUUACCAAUGGUUUAAGGCCGGAGUGGACCUCGCAGUGACUAUCGCCAAAAAGUUGGGUCUAGAUCCAGCAGAGAUACCAAGAGCUUGCGAGGAAGUUUUCCGUACCGUCGAGCCUUCUCCUACGAAAAAGAACGUAAUUUGUCACGCAGACAUUUGGAGCAGCAAUCUCGUGUUCGAUAAAAGCUCUCCACCUAAAUGUCGGAUUGUCGACUUCCAACUGAUUCGCUACAGUCCGCCCGUACAAGACGUCAUUUGUUUCAUGUACUUGACCACGAAUAGAGAUUUUCGGAAAGCUCAGGAAGUACCUAUGCUGCGACAUUAUUACUCGACCUUGGUCGAAACCAUGAAAGCUAACAACGCAUCGGUGGAGGUACCAACGUGGUCGGAGAUCGUAACAGCAAUGGAAGAGCAACGUCUAGGAGCUGUGGUAUCAGCCGUUAUAUUUUAUCCCACCGUGUUAAUGGAUAGAAAAAUUGCAACGAAAAUUUUCGGUGAUCCAGAAUCCUAUGCGAAUUUCGUAUACAACGACAGGCGGUCCACGGUUUUGGAAAUCAUGAAAAGCGAUAUGGAGUAUGCGAAGAGAAUCGAGGAAGCUGUGAAAGAACUCCACGAGUUCUCAACUAAAAUAGACCACCUCGCAGUACCCACUUAAUGACUGUACAUACAUGCUUGCGUAACUUUGUAUAAACAAAGCUUAUAGUAGUUGACGCAGGUAUUUAAUACUAUUUAAAAAUUACUUCUAACCAUUGGGAAAAAGAUCCUAAGGUACAUUGAGGUGAAGCGGAACCCCCCUCAAAUUAGUCGAUUCGAAUAAGACACUUGUCUUUAAGGGUGUUGCAUCGAACCGUCCGAAACUUUGACACACGAUUUGCGAUUACUUAAGAAUUGUCCUGACACAUUCAAAAUUUGGAUUUU